Messenger RNA from Danio rerio (zebrafish), 2893 nucleotides. It is a transcript of the gene tmcc1b, whose product is annotated as transmembrane and coiled-coil domain family 1b. The record is from RefSeq and is marked provisional. Gene Ontology annotation, cellular component: membrane. Lineage: Eukaryota; Metazoa; Chordata; Actinopteri; Cypriniformes; Danionidae.
CGGGGCUUAGCUAGACCCCUGUGCUGACCCUCUGAGUGAGACUGGCGCCUCCUGAUGGACCAGGGUGGUAGCGAGCAGCCUGGGGCGGAGGAGCCAGACUCUGGGGGUCGAGCAGAGCGGGAGGUGAGCAGGAGGGCUUCCGAGCCUGAUCACGGCCUGUCCAAAAUUACCCACAAUGCUUUGGAGAACAUGGGCGCGCUGGGCCAUGGCCUGAAGCACUUCUUCCAACCCCAGCGCAGGCGUUCAUCCGUCUCGCCACACGACUACACCUCUUCUUCCACAGGCCCCAUCCUUGAACCUCCAGAAGUGGGGCCAGAGUUGGGGGAAGCGCAAGGCAUCACGGUCGCCCCUAACUCUGACCCUCACACUUCCGCCCCCCCUGCAGCUUUGAGUCGCGUGCUGCAGCAGAUUCGAGGCCCCCCCAUGAUGAAGAGAGGGACCAGCCUGCAGAGCCGCCGCAGCAAGGCAGGGGGGGUAGGGGAGGCCCCCCAAAAAGGCAGUCCUCAGAUCCACAGGCGCAGUACCCAGGACCCAUUGCUGCAGGCAGGACGGCCACGCUCCUCUUCUACCACCGAUACACCCAGCAGCCCAGCUUUGGUGGACAUGUUGCUGACCUCAGGGUACCACUCCACCGAGGAGGCUGAUCGGCAAGAUCGUUUGGAGGUGUCGGGCCCUGCAGUGUCUCCCAACGCUCUGUCUACAUGCUCAGAUGGCGGUCAGUACGGUGUGGAUUCAGUGGAUGGCACCCUGGAUCCUCAGCGCACAAAGCAGGCCAUUGCUCAGCUACAGCAGAAGAUUCUUAAACUCACAGAGCAGAUCAAAAUCGAACAAACAGCAAGAGACGACAAUGUAGCCGAGUACUUGAAGCUGGCAAACAACGCAGACAAACAGCAGAGCACUCGCAUCAAGCAGGUGUUCGAGAAGAAGAACCAGAAGUCUGCGCAGACCAUCCAGCAGCUGCAGAGGAAGCUGGAGCAUUAUCAUCGCAAGCUCCGAGAGGUGGAGCACAAUGGAAUACCACGCCAGCCCAAAGAUGUCCUGCGAGACAUGCACCAGGGUCUGAAGGAUGUGGGUGCCAAGGUAACCGGUGGCCUGUCCAGUAUCUCUCAGGCCACUCACUCAGCUGCAGGAGCAGUCGUGUCCAAGCCUCGUGAGUUUGCCUCUCUAAUUCGCAACAAGUUAGGAAGUACAGAAAACAUCCCUGCCCUAAAAGACUCUCUGGAUGAACAGCAAGGGGAUGAUCCAGUAUCAAGUACAGGAGUGGCAGGCACUAGGACCCCAGGGCCCGGGCAGCUGCAAUCGAGCCCGAAAUAUGGCAGUGAGGACGACUGCUCCAGCGCUACAUCAGGGUCAGCAGGAGCAAACAGCACAACGGGGGCUCCCGGAGGGCCUCCCAGCUCAAAGGGUAACACACUGGAGCAUGGCCAGGGCUCUGGCUUCGACACACUGCUGCACGAGAUCCAGGAACUGAAGGAUAACCAGAGUCGACUAGAAGAAUCUUUUGAUAACCUGAAGAGUCACUAUCAGAGAGACUACACGGAUAUUAUGCAGGCCUUGCAGGAGGAGAGAUUCAGGUGUGAGCGUCUGGAGGAGCAGUUGAAUGAUUUAACAGAACUGCAUCAAAAUGAGAUUCUCAACUUGAAGCAAGAGCUUGCCAGCAUGGAGGAGAAGAUCGCUUACCAGUCUUAUGAACGAGCUAGAGACAUACAGGAGGCACUGGAGGCCUGUCAAACGCGCAUCUCUAAGAUGGAGCUUCAACAGCAGCAGCAACAGGUGGUUCAGUUGGAGGGUUUGGAAAACGCCACUGCACGCACUUUACUCGGCAAACUCAUCAACGUGCUGCUGGCCGUCAUGGCGGUCCUCCUAGUGUUCGUCUCGACGGUCGCAAACUGUGUAGUUCCACUGAUGAAAACACGCAGCCGCACGCUUUCCACAUUGCUCCUUGUUCUAGUGUUGGCUUUUCUGUGGCGGAAUUGGGAAGCCAUGUCGCAGUAUGUUGACCGAUUUUUGCUGCACCCUAGAUGACCUGCAGGGGCGCUGCUGUUGCUAUGGUUUUAUGAAGGGACUAGAGGGCGGAGACUUUGAAUCAAAGAUGAAGACUAACACUGCCUCAGUUGCACUUAGUACAGAGGGAUGCGGCACAAGAGUGGCAGACACAGACAAAAUCUUACAACCUCUUUCUCUUUUUUUUUUCACUGAAGGAGUGAGUUUGUUUACAUUUUGAAGAUCCUUUUUUCUCCCGUCAACAUGAAUUGCAUUGCUGAGUUUCCGUUUAUUUGUUGUUGGAAAUGAUGCAAGUCAUGUCGUUCAUUGUUUUCGUAACUAUUGUUAGGAUAUACAUUUAUGCAAUUUCCUGAGUCUUGUUUUGAAUUGACUGGAGUGGUUUUAACAUGCACUGGAUGGAGAUCUCUCUCCACGUUUUUAAUACCAUAUUAACUGCUCUUUUCCCUCCUAACUUUAAGCCGUUUCUUUAAUUUCUCUCCGUCGUCUCGCUCUUCCUCUUAAGUGCUUAACUUCAAUUAAUUUCCUGUGCUCAUGGCUUCACUCUUCCUACUCAAAACCGUUUGCUGCUGUUUGGACUUCAAUGCAGUUGUUGCUGAAUGAAGGAUUGGAUGGAUUCUGUUGGAGAAGAGGCGUCUGGAGUUGGGUUGAAUAGGCCGAGGACCUGAAACACUCUUAAGCUGAGUCGGCCCCACUUCAUCUCCGGCCCUGUGCCCUCAGAGAGGCACAGUCCCUGGGCAUACGAACAGAAUGAACAUACUUGAAGAGCUAGAAAUGCUCAAUGACUCUCAGUGCUUCCGUACUGUUUCUUAUAGCGACAAUGAAAUAGUCCUUUUUAGUUUUAUUUUUUAUUUUUUAAAAUGAAAUUAAUAAAUGCUGUUUUAAAAAUGCA